AUGCGGCAAAAGGUCUCAGAUGCGCUCGACACGUUAGAAAGUGAUGGAAUUAUUGAAAAAGUAUCAGAUGCCACUCCUUGGGUCAGUCCAUUAGUUGUUAUCCCAAAGAAAGAUGGUGAGAUCAGGCUAUGCAUUGAUAUGCGCAUGGCUAAUCAGGCAAUUCAACGCGAAAGACAUCCGACCCCAACUGUGGAUAAUUUAAUUCACAAAUUAAACGGCGCCACCAUAUUUACAAAGCUUGAUCUUCGCUCGGGAUACCACCAGUUAUCUCUCGCUGAGGAAAGUCGACACAUAACCACAUUUGUAACGCACAAAGGACUCUACCGCUAUAAGAAGUUGAAUUUUGGCACCAAUUCGGCAAGUGAAAUCUUCCAACAUGUAAUUAGCGAACAAAUCCGUGACAUUCCGAAUGCCAUCAACAUUAGUGAUGACAUAAUUAUCUUUGGCAUAACCCAAGCUGAGCAUGACAAAGCUCUUCAUGAAAUUUUUGAGCGGUUUUCACUCAUUGGAUUAACCUUCAACAAAGACAAAUGUGAGUUCAGUCAAUCGCAGCUCACAUUUUUUGGUUUUGUCUUCUCAGGUGAUGGCAUUUCACCGGAUCCAGCGAAGGUUUCAGCAAUUCACAACUGCCCACCUCCAAAUUCAAUUAAAGCUGUUCGGAGUUUCCUUGGGAUGGUGACGUAUUGUGCGAAAUUUAUCCCUAAUUUCAGUGAUCUCACAGAGCCUUUGCGAGAAUUAACGAGAAAAAAUGUGCCUUUUUGCUGGACAUCUAGGCAUGCUAAAUCCUUCAACGCAGUAAAAGCUGCCCUCACAAGUGCAACAGUUAUGGCAUAUUUUGAUCAAACCAAGGAAACAGAACUUAUCACUGAUGCAUCACCUUUUGGUCUCUCAGCUAUUCUGACACAGAAAGUCCCAGGAUCAGACCAACAAAAUGUUGUUGCAUAUAUCAGUCGUUCGCUGUCGGAUGUUGAGAGACGUUUACCUGUUAACAACACCACUGAUGACAGACAGUUCCAAACAAUGGCUGACAAUUAUGUUUGUUUCCUUACCCAACAUGCUGUGCCAAGAGCAAUGACUCUGCCUGAAAUACAACAAGCUACCAUGGCUGAUUCAACAUUACAGAUCCUAAGCAACCUCAUCACAACAGGUAAAUGGCAUUUAAUAGACUCUCUAGACGUACAAUCCAAUCCCAAUGUAAAGGUUUUGGACUUGAAAGCAUGUGAGAAAAUUAAAACAGAACUUACACUAAACGAGCAUGAUGGAAUUAUAUUACGAGGUUCGCUAAUUGUGCUUCCAGAAAGCCUUAGACUAAAGGCUGUUCAAAUUGCUCAUGAAGGCCACCAAGGGCUAGUAAAAACUAAACAGUUGUUGCGAGAAAAGGUUUGGUAUCCAGGUAUAGACAAGCUUGCUAAGCACACAGUUGAUACUUGUUUGUUAUGUCAGGCAAAUGGACCAAACAGUCACCAAGAACCACUGCGAAUGACGACGCUGCCUCCCCAACCCUGGCAUACAGUGAACAUUGAUUUUUGUGGACCAUUUCUAGGUGGUUCAUAUCUGUUAGUGAUUAUUGAUGCAUAUUCACGAUUUCCAGAGGUGGAAAUUGUAAGUUCAACAUCUGCAAAAUCAACAAUAUUGAAACUUGAACGAAUUUUUGCCACACAUGGUAUUCCAAAGGUGUUAAAGAGUGAUAACGGUCCACCAUUCCAGAGCCAUGAAUUUAGUCUGUACUUGAAAGAACUCGGCAUUAAACAUAAACCAAGCUCACCAUUAUGGCUCCAAGGAAAUGGACAAGCCGAGAACUUUAUGAAACCACUUGUAAAGGCUGUGAAAUCUGCCCAUCAUGAAAACAAAGACUGGAAACGUGAAAUGUUUAAAUUUUUGCUCAACUACAGAGCUACCCCACAUUCCACCACUGGCAAGUCACCGUCCGAGUUGCUAUACAACCGUAAGAUUCAAACAAAAUUACCUCAAGUGACAGUCGAAAAUGAUUCUUCACUUCAUCAAGAGGUGAAAGAGAGAGAUGAAAGGUUGAAAAAGAACCAAAAAGAAUAUGCUGAUUCCAAAAGAAGAGUUAAGUGUGCUGACAUCAAGAAAAGUGAUUUAGUUUUGGUGCGGCAACCGAAAGCAAAUAAAAUGUCCACAAAAUACGAUCCAAUACCAUAUGAAGUCACAAAUCGCCGUGGGAACAGAAUCACAGCAAUUAGGAAUGGGAAAUAUAUAACUCGGAACAUUUCGUUCUUUAAAAAGUAUCACCCCAGACAUGGCAGAUCGUUGGAGUCAACAGAGAUAAUGGAUGAAGAAAAUUAUUCCUCAGAUGAAGAUGUCCACGAAGAGCAUGAACAGUAUGAUGGACUGAGACAGAAGGAUUGUCCGCGGCAGAACAAUGGUCAGAGACAAGAUGAUGGUCCGAGAUAUCCGGCAAGAAAAAGACAGCGGGUGUACAGAUAUGGAAAUAACAUUUAUGAUUGA
Messenger RNA from Paramuricea clavata, 2469 nucleotides. NCBI's taxonomy places the organism in Eukaryota, Metazoa, Cnidaria, Anthozoa, Malacalcyonacea, Plexauridae. The record is from the annotation of a GenBank genome assembly.